AUGGAGCUCACCGUACUCCUUCUCCUUGCUCUGCUCACCGGACUCUGGGUCCUCCUGGCCAGAGGCCGCCCAAAGGCCCAUGGCCGCCUCCCGCCUGGCCCCCGUCCUCUGCCCUUCCUGGGGAACCUUCUGCAGAUGGACAGAAAAGGCCUGCUCAAAUCCUUCCUGAGGUUCCAACAGAAAUAUGGGGAUGUCUUCACGGUGUACCUGGGACCAAGGCCAGUGGUCAUCAUAUGUGGGACAGAGGCCAUUCGGGAGGCCCUGGUGGACCAAGCCGAGGUCUUCUCUGGCCGAGCGAAGAUCGCCGUUGUUGACCCAGUUUUCCAGGGAUACGGUGUUGUCUUUGCCACCGGGGAACGUUGGAAGGCCCUUCGGCGAUUCUCUCUGGCCACCAUGAGGGACUUCGGGAUGGGAAAGCGGAGUGUGGAGGAGCGGAUUCAGGAGGAGGCUCAGUGUCUGGUGGAGGAGCUUCGGAAAACCCAGGGAGCCCUCCAGGAUCCCGUCUUCUACUUCCACUCCAUCACCGCCAACAUCAUCUGCUCCAUUGUCUUCGGAAAACGCUUUGACUACAGAGAUCCUGAGUUCCUGAGGCUGCUGGACUUGUUCUUCCAAUCUUUCGUGCUCAUCAGCUCCCUGUCCAGCCAGGUGUUCGAACUCUACCCCAGCUUCCUGAAGUACUUUCCUGGCUCACACAGGCAAAUCUACAAAAACCUGCAGGAAAUCAAUGCCUUCAUUGGCCGCAGCGUGGAGAAGCACCGUGAGACCCUCGACCCCAAUGCCCCCCAGGAUUUCAUUGACUGCUACCUGCUCCGCAUGGAAAAAGAUAAGUCCGACCCCCAAAGCCACUUUGAUCAUCAGAACCUCAUCAUCUCUGUUCUGUCGCUCUUCUUUGCUGGCACGGAGACAACCAGCACCACGCUCCGUUACGGGUUCCUGCUGAUGCUCAAGUACCCGCACAUCACAGAGAGAAUCCACAAGGAGAUUGACCAGGUGAUUGGCUCAUAUCGCCCUCCAGCCCUGGAUGACAGAGCCCAAAUGCCAUACACGGACGCAGUCAUCCAUGAGAUUCAGAGAUUUUCGGACCUCAUCCCCAUUGGCGUGCCCCACAUGGUCACUAAAGACACUCAUUUCCGAGGGUACAUCCUCCCCAAGGGCAUUACUGUGUACCCCAUCCUGAGCUCUGCCCUCCAAGACCCACGCCACUUUGAGAAGCCAAAUGCCUUCUAUCCUGGCCACUUCCUGGAUGCGCAGGGCAACUUCAGGAGGCCAGAAGUCUUCAUCCCAUUCUCCAUGGGAAAACGCCUCUGUCUGGGUGAGAGCUUGGCCCGCUCAGAGCUCUUCCUCUUCUUGACCUCUCUGCUGCAGAACUUCUCCUUGGGUUCUCCCAAGGCCCCUGAAGACAUCGACCUCACGCCCAGGGAGAAUGGGCUGGGGAGAGCGCCCCCUGUGUUCCAGGUCCGCUUCCUGCCCCGCAGAGGAGGGGGAGGGCAAGAAGAGGAACAGAUAUCCUCUGAGUCCUUGCAUCUGGCCCCUGACUCUGACUGGAAUUAA
Molecule: messenger RNA, 1551 nt
Organism: Rangifer tarandus platyrhynchus (Svalbard reindeer)
Lineage: Eukaryota; Metazoa; Chordata; Mammalia; Artiodactyla; Cervidae
Source: the annotation of a GenBank genome assembly